AUGGCGACCAUCACUCCAGAUCGGCCGCGCACACGCGCGAAGAAGGCAUGCUUGGCAUGCAACGCUCGUCGCGUGCGAUGUAAUGUGCUUGAGAUGCAGCCAUGUCGCAACUGCGUGGCCUGGAAUCUCUCCUGUGAGCUAGGAGUAUCCCGAAGGGGAAAAUACCCGCGCCGAAAGAAAAAGGCCUCCACAGGAACUACCGAUGAGCCUAGCAGCAUGCCAGCCACAGGGCUGGUAGGGCAACUGACGCAGCAUCAUACCCCGCAAGAUCGCUCCUCUCACUAUACUCCGUCAACGCAUCCUGUUAGGCCCGAAAAUCCUAUCCAUAAGACCGUCUUCCUCGGCGAAUCGAGUCCCUUGACUUGCGUCGUAGAUGAGGGCCAACGGUCUCCGGACAAAGGAUACGCACGCGGACCCCAGAAAGGCCGUCUUCAUUACUCCAUCUCCGAACUUCGCGCCUCUGUAGAUUCGAAUGAGGAAUCUCUUGGCCAGCGUCGGAAAUCUCUUCAAGAGCGUCUCAUUCAGGAGAGUGCUUUGGUCUUCCCGUCGCCAACCAUCUGCGAAGUUCUUCUUCAAGCAUACUUCGAAUGGUUUCAUCCUUGCUUUCCAAUUAUUGAUCGCGCUCAGGUCCAAAAUGACUAUCACGAUAAUACAAUAUCGCCAUUACUUCUGCAAGGGAUGCUUUUUAUCGGAGUGAGCUUAUGCUCCGACGUGGCGUUGGGCGCCACGGGGUUUGAAAAUCGAUACCAGGCCAAAGGCUUAUUUUACCACCGCGCCAAGGAGAUAUAUGAUGUUGGAUGGGAGGCUGACACAGUUAUCAAGCUCCAAUCGUUGUUUCUUCUGAGCUUUUGGCGGGGAGGGCCGACUGAAGAAAGAGAUGUACGGUAUUGGCUUGGUGCAGCUAUUGAUUUGGCCCAAAAGAAGGGCAUGCAUGUGAUGUCAAAAUUGCCUUUUCUGAGAGUCCGAGACCAGAAGUUGUGGAAAAGGAUAUGGUGGGCAUUAUAUGUAAGCACAUCUUCCUUGGGUGAUUCAAUUUCCAAGCUCAUGAAGCUGGAGGUCCGUGAUCAACAAACCUCGGCGGCACUGGGAUUGCCCUCCAGGAUCCGAAAUGAAGAUUGCGAAGUCGACGAGCUCGAUGAGUUAGAUUUCAAGGAAAACGACCCUGUCAACACUUCGAAUAUCUUUAAAACGCCUCCCUCUGCGCAUGUAUCGUAUGUCAUUGGGAUGGCCCAAUUGGCGAAAUUAUGUAAGACGACACCCAACGACAUACAAAACCAAAACAAGGAUCAUGAAGCUGAAAUACUCCUUCUAGUACGAGCGGUGGUCUGCAGUCAGUAUUUACCAGGAAAAUCGAAACUGGACAACCCUUCUCGCCCGAACCUCCACCAGCGACUUUUAGACUGGGAAGAAAGGUUACCCCCGGAAAUGCAUUUCCAACCCUCCAUGAGCAGGGAUGUGAUGUUUCUUGUUGGCAUGCUCCACAUGGCAUACAAUAACCUCUAUGUUUUGCUGUAUCGACCCAUGUUUCUACAACCGCCGAACGUAUCAUCCAGCUCAGACGGAAAUAUCGCUUUGGAAGCAGCUACCCGGAGUACGCGAAUUCUUGAGGAUAUGCUCUCAGAGAACCUGGUACAACAUGGAUCAGUUCACCUCAUCACUCAUACAUUUUCUGCUUUGUGUAUUCACACCAUUCAUUUUGGAAGAAUGACCAGUACUGCAAAGAAACUGGCGGAACACCGGGCCAAGCUGUGUCUGCUUGGGUUGAAAGAGCUUCAGAAAUCCUGGGAUCUGGAGAAUUGGGUCUUAGAUCUCUUUUUUCGGUGUUUAGACGAUCGCACGGCCCGAAAUCUUCGACUGGGUGACGUCGGGAUGCCGACCUCUUCACUGAAGGAGCCACAAAUACUAGAAGCGGCAUUUGCCCACGCUCCAGGUAGCCCGAUGACCCAACCAAUCUCUCCAAAUCCGAACACUAGCGGACUGGCUACAGUGCAAACGACAGCUCAAUUGGAUUCAAACCCAGUUGAUGAACCAUCGAUGAAUAUGGAUUGGUAUGAGUUGUUCAAUGUCGAAGGAAAUGACUUUGUGGGACUGGCAGAUACAUUGACAAAUCCGGAUUAUCUCAACGCUCAAAAUCUGGAGUUUCUGUAUCGCUUUCUCUAG
This is a messenger RNA of Penicillium macrosclerotiorum, 2160 nucleotides long. Its product is annotated as Zn(II)2Cys6 transcription factor. The transcript is spliced from 5 exons. NCBI's taxonomy places the organism in Eukaryota, Fungi, Ascomycota, Eurotiomycetes, Eurotiales, Aspergillaceae. The record is from RefSeq and is a predicted model, not a curated record. Gene Ontology annotation, biological process: regulation of DNA-templated transcription; DNA-templated transcription. Gene Ontology annotation, molecular function: DNA-binding transcription factor activity, RNA polymerase II-specific; zinc ion binding; DNA binding. The coding region runs from base 1 to 2160 and encodes 719 amino acids.